Molecule: messenger RNA, 1629 nt
Organism: Mesitornis unicolor (brown roatelo)
Lineage: Eukaryota; Metazoa; Chordata; Aves; Mesitornithiformes; Mesitornithidae
Gene: CCDC149
Product: coiled-coil domain containing 149
Exons: 13
Source: RefSeq, a predicted model, not a curated record
UAUCUGGUGUGUAAAAGGAAACUUGAAAGUAAAAAGGAGGCAUUGCUAAUCCUUUCCAAAGAGCUGGAUACCUGUCAGCAAGAAAGAGACCAGUACAAGCUUAUGGCCAACCAGUUGCGGGAACGACACCAGUCUCUGAAAAAGAAGUAUCGGGAGCUGAUUGAUGGGGAUCCAUCCCUUCCACCUGAGAAGAGGAAACAGGCAAAUCUUACUCAACUACUGAGUGAGGCUCAAGAUCGAAAUAAACAUCUUGCAGAAGAGAUUAGAGAGCUUCAGCAGAGACUGGGAGAAGUACAAGGGGACAAUAAGCUUCUUCGAAUGACAAUAGCAAAGCAGAGGCUUGGAGAUGAUGAAGUUGGGGCUCGGCACUUUGCAGCACAUGAACGGGAGGACCUUGUUCAGCAGUUGGAGAAGGCCCGAGAGCAAAUCGAGGCUCUGAGACAUGAUCUUCAGGCUGCCCUGGAUGAGUUGCAGGAUGUGAAGGAGGAACGCUCUUUUUACCAAGAUAAGUCUGACAGACUAAACCAAGAACUUAAUCAUGUCUUAGGAGGGCAUGAAAACCGUAUCAUUGACGUAGAUGCUCUAUGUAUGGAGAACAGGUAUCUUCAAGAGAGAUUAAAACAACUUCAAGAGGAAGUCAACCUUCUUAAGUCUAGUAUUACUAAAUAUAAGAAUGCACUAGAGAGACGAAAAAAUUCAAAGACCCAUGGUAGAUCCGGUAGCAGUGCUCUGACUGGAGUCUUGUCUGCAAAGCAAGUCCAAGAGCUGUUGUCAGAGGAUCAUGGAUGCAGCCUACCAGCCACACCACAGUCCAUUUCAGAUCUCAAAUCACUGGCCACUGCAUUGCUGGAAACUAUCCAUGAAAAAAACAUGGUCAUACAACACCAAAGGCAAACCAACAAAAUUUUAGGUAAUCGAGUGGCCGAACUAGAAAAGAAAUUAAGAACUUUGGAAAUUGCUGGCUUAUGGAGUCUUCCAGGCCUGAGCUACAAUGUCUCAGUGGGAUUUGGGAGUGGAAAGGAUACCAUAACAUUCAGUGACCCAACCUUGCCUGUUUUACAGCGGUCCAGGUCACCGUUGUUGGCCUUUACUGAUAAGCCACAGAAAACUGAAGUACAAGCAGAACAGAAGGGAGAUCGUGAUGAAACCUGUGCUGUUGCAAGCGAGUCCCUGGCUCCAGAGGGAACAAACUUAAAUAACAGAAACCAAAAUAAACAUUUUUAUCCUUCAUUACCCCAGCUACCUUCCGAGGAAGAAGAAAUAAACAAGCUUGGAAGUCAGAUAAUUAAACUGACAGAGCAGACAGCUGCAGAACUGGAAGAGAAAAGAGCAGGCGCUUCUGCAGGGGAGCAGAACACAGAGGUUGGAACAGAGCUCAAUGGUUCAUCCAAGACAGAGUUCCCGCUUUCCCGCCCCGAGUCAUCUGACCCCACAGAUCCCUCACACUUGGAGAAUGAACAAACAGCUGAAACGGAGGCCCUGAAAGACCACGAUGAAACCUCAGAGAGCGAUUGUGAAAUUACAAAUGAGAGAGGGGAUCGAAAUAGCAGCACUGUGGAUGUGGUGCAUACUGAGGACCCUGGAAGGUGCAUUCGUGUAACCCUUUCAGUGUCUGUCUGCAGGCAGUAA